Manis javanica (Malayan pangolin) is the source of this 4426-nucleotide messenger RNA. RefSeq names its product pipecolic acid and sarcosine oxidase (gene PIPOX). Gene Ontology annotation, molecular function: sarcosine oxidase activity; flavin adenine dinucleotide binding; L-pipecolate oxidase activity. The record is from RefSeq and is a predicted model, not a curated record. Lineage: Eukaryota; Metazoa; Chordata; Mammalia; Pholidota; Manidae. Gene Ontology annotation, cellular component: peroxisome.
UGCACACUCGGAGCUCCCGGGCGGUCCGUUGUCCACCCGGAGCGGCUUCUCCGUCACCCACCCUUCUCCCCCCUUUUGUCCUUCUUCCUCCCAUCCAGGCUGCUCCGAGAACCUCUUAGCCCCCGGAAUAGAGGGAGCCCACCCUAACCGCGUUCCUGCAGCACAACGAGAUACAGCUUCUUCCAAAUGGGGAGGAUCAGGGUAGGGGGUUGGGGAGAGGGUGCGCGGUUCCCUUCUCGCCACUUCCUUGUAUGGACAGUGGGGGACUCCAAAGCCAGGCUAGGGAGAGGCCUGAAGCCCGGUACCCGGACGUGCUGGGUGAAGCACAAAGGGGCCGACAAGAAGGGGGUGGGGAAGCCCGCCGGUGCAACGAGAUGGAGUGGGUUGGCGCCUCGGGAUAGCGAAUGGAGGGCAGCGGGUGCUACGAAUCAUACUUCGAGGGACGGUGGGUUCCAACUCCAAGCAAGGUUCCGACGACCCCACCAACCGACUGGCUGCAGUGGAAGAAGAACCCGGGUGUCCGUAGCUUUGAUGGAUGCUUGUUUGUCCCACUGAGACUAGAAAAUCUUCCUUCUCCGAGGCACAGAACCCCUAUCCUCUCCCCAACACUCCCUUGCUGCCCACUCCUUGACCAAGCUUCCCUCGACCACAAACUGAUGAAGUUGGAGACCGGACUGCGAGCGGAGGACUGCGAGACUGGACUAUUGCUUCUGGGACUGAAGGACAAUCCAGAAUUAAAGAUAAUCCAGGCUACUUUAUCUAGGCAGGGGGUGGAACACCAGUGUCUUCCAUCUGAAGAACUGAAGCUACGUUUCCCCAAUAUCCGGUUGGCCAGGGGAGAAGUGGGGCUCUUGGACAAGUCUGGAGGAGUUCUGUAUGCAGACAAGGCCCUCAGAGCCCUCCAGGAUGCAAUUCGACAGCUAGGAGGCCUAGUGCAUGAUGGAGAGAAGGUAAUGGAGAUAAAACCAGGGCUACCAGUCAUGGUGAAAAGUACCUCCAGGAGCUACCAAGCCAAGAGCUUGAUCAUCACAGCAGGUCCUUGGACCAACCGGCUCCUCCAUCCCCUGGGAAUUGAACUGCCUCUCCAGACCCUGCGGAUCAAUGUGUGUUACUGGCAAGAAAAGGUUCCCGGGAGCUACAGUGUGUCCCAGGCUUUUCCGUGCCUCCUGGGCCUGGGCCUCAGCCUGACUCCCUACCACAUCUACGGGCUGCCCUCUGGAGAGUACCCAGGGCUGAUGAAGGUCUGCUAUCACCACGGCAACAAUGCAGAUCCUGAAGAGCGGGACUGCCUGGCAGCAUUCUCAGACAUCCAAGACGUCCAAAUCCUGAGCCGCUUUGUCCAUGAUCACUUAACGGACCUAGAGCCUGAGCCUGCCAUUAUGGAGCACUGCAUGUACACGAACACCCCCGAUGAGCACUUCAUUCUUGAUCAACACCCGAAGUAUGACAACAUUGUCAUUGGUGCUGGAUUCUCUGGACAUGGAUUCAAGCUGGCCCCUGUUGUGGGGAAGAUCCUGUAUGAAUUAAGCAUGAAAUUAACACCAUCCUAUGACCUGACACAUUUUCGGAUCAGCCGCUUUCCUGGCCUGGGCAAAGCCCACCUUUGACCCCUGGCCAGCAGCCUCCCUUCUGUGCACAGGAGCUGGAAAUAAAGCCUUCUGUGUGGUAGGGAAAGACUUCUUAGCUGAAGGAAGUGGUUGUGAGAUGUAGUCCUUUUUUUCUGCCUCUUGUGAGUCUCUCAUCCACACCAGAUGAUUGAAGCUACCUUCUUUCCCUGGCCAGUUACCCAAUCCUACUACUUUUUUGCUUCCAAAAGGUCAAUCAGAUAUUCUGUAAUCACAGAGUAGCGAGGACCUUUGAGAUGGAUGUCUCAAUAAGGAGGGGACGUAAGGACUGGCUCAGGAGACCAAGGCAGUUGUUAAAAUUCUCUUCACUGUGACAUUUGAUGAACUUGGGUUGGAUUUGACAAAAUCUGCCCAGGGGAGGUAACCAAGAUGAUAGAUAGAACACUGCUGCCCUUGGACUUCCUUUUCCUAAAAGAGGAGCCACCCUCCAUUACAAAAGCCCCAUGAAAUCUGGAUCAUCUUGAGUGCACAACAAAUACUGGUUGAUAGAAAUGUGUUGACAAGCAAACAAAUAGCUGUAUUGCAUUAAAAUCUGCGGUGGGCUUUAUCUUCCAUGUAACCUAGUUUCUUGCAGACUCUAAUUGUCUUAAUCAGCACCACAGAAUCCAUCCCACAGAAUCCUUGGGGUCCUUACCCCCUCGAUGCACUACACCUUCUUUCCCUGGAUUUUUCUGUCUGGUUCUCAUCCUCUCUCUGCUUCUGUAAAGAUGCUCAGUUCCCCAGUCUCUCAUUAGGGUGUAUUGUCAGGUCCUUAUGAAGAUGGAGCUGUUAUACCAGAAAGAAAGAGACACACUCGCUUAGAAACCCUGUUCAAUGUUUGAAUGUUAAAUGUGCCAUUUUAUUAUCAUUAGGAUUGCUCCCACUUAAUGAAACGGCAUUAGCGCCAAGUCGGCUGGCCUCCUUGCACUAAUUGCUUUGGAAGGGAACAGGCUCAUAAGCACCCCAGGCUGGGUGGGAGGGUGAGGGGUGUAAAAAAGGCCUCAAGCAAGGCAGAAUGCACUCAGAUGAAAUCCAGGUAGGAGGCUCCAGAGCACACCAGUUUGACCUGAGAGAAUAGGAAUUACAGUGCUCUGGGGAGAGAAAAACGGGCUGAGUGGGGUGGAAAUGUUAGGAGUCACCUGGGGGAAAGAGUGGGAAAUGGGAAUAAGACUAAAAAUAUUCCCAAAGGAAGUACAACACAGAGGAAAUUACUCUUCAACUGCCUUAGAGGCCUAAGCACAUGGAACAGCACUGAUUUCUCCAGGGAAUCAUCAUAGCAGCCAGCCAGUCCCACCAACCCUGUCUACAUUUGCUUUUUCCGGGUUCUCAGGUGGUUCCCUGAACCUCAGCCUCUGCAGAGUGGGACUGAUCAUAUCUGUAAGUGGGGACAAUAUUACACCAUGGGUGAACCUUGAAGAUACGAUGCUCAGUGAAAUGAACCAGACUCAAAAGUACAAGUAUGGUAGGAUCCCACUUAUAUGAGGUCCUUAGAAUAGUCAAAUUCACAGAGACAGGAAGUAGCACAGCCGUUUCCAGGGGCUGACGUGAGGGGCGGGGGGAGACGAGGAGUUAGUGUUUCAUGGACACAGGGUUUCAGUCUGGGAAGAUGAAGCCGUCUGGAGACUGUGGUGGUGACAACGUCAUGGUGUAACACAGCACAAACACAAACAGGGUUAAGUGAAUGUAUUUUAUGCCACUGGACUGUACACUUAAAAAUAGCUAAAAUGGUAUAUUUUAUGUUAUGUACAUUUUACCCCAAUAAAAAAAAGCAUGACUAAUAAUACUGACUAACUCUACAGGAGUCUGUAAAGAUCAAAUAAGCUCACUUAUUCAUUCAAUACACAAAUAUUUCUUGAGCUUCUCCUGUGUGCCAGGCACCACGCUACGCAUUGUGGAUACAUCCAUGAACAGAACAGAUGAAAAUCUCUGCUCUUGUGGUGUUUACAUAGUCCAGUGAGGAGAAGACAUGUAAACAAUACACAACAGGAACAGCUCCUUGAAUAUUUCUAAUAUGCCGCAGGGUGAGAACCAGGCACUCAGCAGGACAGGCGCCACCAUGGCAACUCCAUGCUCACAACCAGCUUCAAGAACAGGGACUAAACCUCCUGUAGUCUGGUUGGAGAAGCACAAAUCCAUCAGCUAAGCACAAUGUCUGGACACUGAGCCAUCUCCACGCAUACAGAUCUUACAAGAAGAAAAAAGGUAUAUAACCAUGAUGCAAAUAUCCUGAAAGACCUUGACUCUUGGCUUCUCCUCAGCCCACUCCAUCACCAACAGGAGCUUCCUCAGCUAAACUCCUCACCUGCAUGGGCAGUCGCACUUAGGUGCUCUUCUUCGCCCCCUCUCCCACCGCACUUCUCCCCUAAAUAUUCGGUUCAAGUUCCACCCUCCCAUCUGUUCCUUUUUCAGCUUCAGUCUCAGCCAUGGCAAGAGGUGCCUGCUGCUUUAAAAACGGCUUUCCCUGAGCAAGAGUUCUAAGCAGUUUCCAAGCAGCUUUACCACAUGGUUUACUCCCCAUAGCUACUAUUUCUAUAUAUGAAAUGCCAGGAAAAAAAGCUACUCUUACAGUCACACUAAUAUGAAAACUUGGGGCCUUCUUUAGUGUUUGGCAGACUCACAUCUGUAGACUCUUUAGAAAACAUUAAAUGAAAACUUAUUAUAAGUACAGAUACUUCAUCUAUAACCCCACAUCCCCAAAUAAAACUACUGCUAAUUUUCAGAGAUCCCUUCUUAUAUUUAUCUACUUCUCUGUGUUUUUAUAUGUACUUUUGUUAGGUGUACAUGUUCCUUUAAAAGCCUAUUCACAGAGGUGUAAGAUGGAC